UUUCAUGUCUCUUAUCAGUAUAUUAGGAAAUGACUUUGGCAGCAUUUGCUAUCUGUCAGUAGCUGAAGUACUUUCCGGACUUCUUUACAGACUAAGGAAUUCACCACCUGACAGGUAUGCAUGUUUAGUUGCGGAGCCCUCAAGUGACAGUCCGCAAGAUAUUGUUGGGGUCGUCGAUGCUACAGCAUUUAGAGAUAACGAUGUUCUUCAGUACCUUCCUGGAGCAGCAGAAUAUCUCUAUAUUUCUGGGAUAGCUGUAUUGAAUAAAUUCAGGAGGCAGAAAGUUGCAACUGCUUUGCUUAAGGCUUGUGAUGUGCUUGCAAGAUUUUGGGGUUUCGAUUAUCUCGCCCUAAGGGCAUAUGAGGAUGAUUUUGGUGCUCGACGAUUGUAUACAAACGCGGGGUACAGGUUAGUUUCAAGUGAUCCGCCAUGGACAACUACGUGGAUUGGUCGAAGAAGGCGAGUUCUUAUGGUUAAACAGGUUUUACAUGAAUCAACUACUAACAUUCAUUGAAACAAAGACAUUGCUUCAAGUCUUUUGACAGUCACUCAAAGUACCUAUGAAUUGAAUUGUGUAAAUACAAUAUAGUUGUACAAAACUGUUUUGAUUGAUCUUCAGGAAAGAGUACUGUUUCUUGAA
Nicotiana tabacum (common tobacco) is the source of this 640-nucleotide messenger RNA. The record is from RefSeq and is a predicted model, not a curated record. Lineage: Eukaryota; Viridiplantae; Streptophyta; Magnoliopsida; Solanales; Solanaceae.